ACCCGGAAAAACAACAGCAGUUCGGACUUUUGAUCCCGGUCUCUGUAUAAACUGUCCCUGCGUUUGCAGGUCAUUGCACAAUAGCUUUACUUUAGAAUAUGUUCAAUAAUAAUAUGUAAUGAAGUCGUCUCUGCUUCACGUAUCGGUGCCUUUUGUGGUCUGUGUCGCCUUGGCGAACACCAGCCUGUUCGACGAAGUUGAUGUGGACUUGUCUUCUGACCAUUAUGCAGAGAAAAUGGUUGAUUCUCUGCCCGGUUUCGUGGCGAUGCCCUGUAACUGUCUGGUUAACCUGGCUUAUAUCUACAUGGGACUGUACUGGCUUUUGUGGCACAGAGGCGUCCAAGAAACGUACCAGAGCCGGUACAUGAGAGAGGUAUUCGCCUUCAUGGCUGUGUUGUACGGACCUGUGCAGUGGACACGCCUGGCGCUGCUACGGCGCGCUCCCGCUGUUCUCGACCAGUGGUUCACCCUACCGAUUUUUGCGUGGGUUCCUGUGUGGAUCAGCUUCAUAGAACGCGGGCCAGAGAAGCGGCACGCGGCAGCGCAUGAACUGUUGUCCAUUCUCAGCUACGGCCUGGCGCUGGCGCACGAGCGGGGUUUCGAUUUGGCGCUGGGCUGUCACGUCGUAAUCGCGGUUUACAAGGGAGUUCGCGUGCAGUUGGCGCACGGGGACGGUCGCACGCGGGGCUAUCUGCUGUUGGCGGUGCUGUCAUGUGCGGGGUUCGUGGUGCUGAAGCUGCUGGAUCACUGGCUCGCUCGGUACCGGCUCUUUCAGCGGCUCACCGGACACUUCUGGUCCAAAGUGUGCGACGUGCUGCAGUUCCACUUCAGCUUCUGUUUCCUGACCACACUGACACAGAGGGCACAGGGAAAGAUUGCAGCACAGCAGGAGUGAGAAACAACGAGAGGGGCCCUGAUGGUGUUGGAGAAGAAGAAAAGUCGAGAGACAUUUUACUUUAAUCUCAGAUGGGUCAUUCUACAGAAACGUCCACUUUUGGUAUGGCAAGAUUUUUUUUCUUUUCUUUUUCUAACAUUUAAACUUAGACCACAUUAUUAGAUUACCCUUUGACUUUAUGAGUAGACAUAAAUGACAGCUUAAUGAUUUUUUAUUUUUUUUUGUGCAUGUAUUUAAAGACUGCAUACACCAUUUUUUUGUCACUGGUGUUACCUUACUUCUUUAGCAAUAUUAAAGGUGUUCAUGAAAUAUUAUUUCAAAUUUUUUUCAGUACAUGCAGUCAGAGGUACAGAAAAUGUAUUAUAAUCUAACUAGUAAGGAGAUUAUGUUUUAUUUAUUUUAAUCAGGUUUGUUUAAAGUGUGACUGAAUGAUGUUAGUUCGUUUGCGCAACCAUGUAUUUGCUUUAACAAUGAAAAUAUUUGAAAAACAGUUAUAAACAAGCGAUGAUACAAUCCUUUAAAGCUUAA
This is a messenger RNA of Perca fluviatilis (European perch), 1423 nucleotides long. RefSeq names its product transmembrane protein 187 (gene tmem187). NCBI's taxonomy places the organism in Eukaryota, Metazoa, Chordata, Actinopteri, Perciformes, Percidae. Bases 119 to 895 code for a protein of 258 amino acids. Gene Ontology annotation, cellular component: transport vesicle. The record is from RefSeq and is a predicted model, not a curated record. The transcript has a single exon.